Molecule: messenger RNA, 785 nt
Organism: Hevea brasiliensis (rubber tree)
Lineage: Eukaryota; Viridiplantae; Streptophyta; Magnoliopsida; Malpighiales; Euphorbiaceae
Exons: 2
Coding region: 157-690 (177 amino acids)
Molecular function (GO): zinc ion binding; nucleic acid binding
Source: RefSeq, a predicted model, not a curated record
CUUGCCCACUAUUAUCAGUUGUGGACUACUCUUCAUAAUCUGAAACAAGAAGCAGGUCAAUCUGUGAAUGAUUUUCUUGCCCAGGUCCAACCUAUUUGGAAUCAAAUAUCUCAGGCCAAAAUCAGUGAAGAUCAUCUUCAUCUCAUUCAAGUUCUAAUGGCUCUUCGAUCAGAAUAUGAGGCCGUUCGAGCGUCCCUGCUACAUCGAAAUCCAUUCCCAUCAUUGGAAACUGCUAUUCAAGAGAUUAUUUUUGAAGAGACUCGUCUCAGUUUGGAUAAAACUCCUCAAUUUGAAGCUGCUCUUGCAACUACUCGAUCCUCACAUCAGAAAUCUGGCAAUCAACUUUGUAAGAAUUAUAAUCAAAUUGGUCAUGCUUUUGCAUAUUGUCCUACUAUAAAAUGCAAAUAUUGUCAUGGUUACGGUCAUAUUCUUGAACAUUGUCCCACACGUCCUCCAAGACAAAAAGGAGGGCAGUCUAAAUUCAAGAAUGUCUCAAAGCCUGGAUCUUCCUCUGUCACUGCUGUUGCUGCUACUGAGGGCUCUACUGCCAUCACCAUGAGUGAUCUUGAGGCACUAUUCAAACAGGUUAUCUCUUCUAAUUCUCCUGCUGCCAUGUCUGCCACUCCGGGUACAGGAUCCACAAACGGGACAGAUUCUUGGGGAGGGUCGCAGAGUGGGUCGAUUAUUUGAGCUUACAUCUUUACAUCUUCCUCAGAGAUUUGUGUCUGCAGCUACAAUCCCUAAUUCCUCCAUUCACCAAUGGCAUCUUCGUCUUGGUCAUGCUU